GCCGAAGGAGGUGGAAAGGAGGGGUAUCACGUGACCGUCGCUUACGCCCCUCGAAAAACUAUAAAGGGGGAGCAUUCCCCUCGCUUCCCCUCAUCUCUCCUCGUCUCGCAUCAACCCACCUCAUAAAUGCUGACACACCCUUACCAACAUCGCAACCAUGUGCGGCAAAGGAGUCGACCAAACAACGCGUUCACCGCAGCAUUAUCAGGUCAUGGCACCGGAGCUGCUGGAAAAACAUGUAAUGUAUUAUGAUGAAAACAAGCGUUAUGACUUUGAGCUUGAGGAAUCGUUUUUCACAGAGAAAAUGGAUUUCGACAUCUGGGGAGCUCUAGCUAGACCUGUGCUUCCAAUCAAGAAGGUUGUCCCAAAGAAUGAUGCAGAUGAUUACCCCUGGCGAAUUUCUCUCGGUUUGUUCGAUCUUCUCUCGAAUGAACUUAUCGAUAUGGUCAUCGAUAACAUAUCAACAUCUGACGAUGAUCUCAUCGCUCUUGGACUGACGUGUCAAGGGUUUUGGGACUCGAUUGUCCAUCGAGUGCAGAGAAGAUGUAUCGACAAUGUGGCUCCGUGGGCUGGGCAGAAGAUUGCAUUAUUGGGAUCCUGGUCAACCUCACUGCCACCUCCUCUUGAAGCCAAUGAUCUUGCCCUGAAACUCGUGGAUGAUGCAGACUAUCACGUCAAUAGACACACAUCAAGGAGUCUUUUCUGCUUGUUUUUCGAUGAAGGAGCUACACUGCAGACUACAAAGAGUCGACAGGAAGUUUGGUUGAAACUCGUCGACAAGCAUCUCCCAGACAGUGGGGUCCCAGAUUGGAGAUGGGAGGAUUUGAGAGAGCAGUUCAGGGAGUUGGAUCUGUUUCCAAUUGAUCGGGACUGGAUUCUUCGAAAUCUAACGACUCAUGAAUAUGUCUCAGCGUCCUUCGUAUCUGCGGGUGAUCGGGACUCCAAGAUACGGCUCGUUGAUAUUUUACUGUCGCAAAUCUGUUGGACAAACGUGCCAUCUCUUUGGGGUGGUCACUUGGAGGGUCUCCAUGAAGGAGCUUGGGCAGGACAUGCUUUUGAUAUUGUGACUGUGGAUGUCCUAGUCAAGGAAGGAGGAAAGAUGGCGUGGAAAGACGUAACCGAUGAUGUAGUCGAGAAAGUGGAAUUACUGAGCUGAAUAACUUUUGUACAUUUGCUGAUGUGGAUGGACUUGAAGGAGGUCUUGCUUUAGCGAACCAAAUGUCAGACUUUCUAAGGCGGCAAAGACAGCAUUCCUAAAUAAAUUCCGGCCAGUUGCCCAGAAUAGCCUCAGAGCAUGCCGCUAGAAUCCUGUGUGCUUUGGAAGCCAGGUUGACCGUUGAUAUAGCCUUGACGAAAAGAGGCACUUCUGCCAAUCCACGUUCCCAGUCACACUUUCUUAUCUGCUUAAUUCAUAAUUUAGCCUGGCAAG
Messenger RNA from Mollisia scopiformis, 1429 nucleotides. RefSeq lists its product as uncharacterized. Lineage: Eukaryota; Fungi; Ascomycota; Leotiomycetes; Helotiales; Mollisiaceae. The coding region runs from base 158 to 1156 and encodes 332 amino acids. The record is from RefSeq and is a predicted model, not a curated record. The transcript has a single exon.